This is a messenger RNA of Spodoptera frugiperda (fall armyworm), 1204 nucleotides long. RefSeq lists its product as uncharacterized. Bases 159 to 1139 code for a protein of 326 amino acids. The record is from RefSeq and is a predicted model, not a curated record. Lineage: Eukaryota; Metazoa; Arthropoda; Insecta; Lepidoptera; Noctuidae. The transcript is spliced from 3 exons.
UAUUGUUGAUUGUUUUGGAUCCAAGCGUUUGUACAAUGAGUGUAUGGCCACUGAUAAUGCUCUUAUAUAAAAGCCCGGACGCAAAAUACGCAUAGUCCAUUGUGAAAUGUUCUACAAUUGAGUUAAUUGUGUGUCGGAUUUAUUAUUUCGUUAAAAAGAUGGAGAAAACAAUACUCCUGCUCCUGUCCAUAGCGACAUCAAUCAGCUCAACACCAGUGAUGACAAGACAAAUGCUACUAAGGCAAAAGACGAGAGACCACUUCUGCGCAAACCUCCUCAAUUUCAACAACUUCUACUAUUCUUUAGAAGAACAAAAGAAUGUGACAGGAAUCCCGGCAGACAUGAGCAUACAUUGGAAAACUGGCAAAAUCUACUUCACUCUGAUUAGUGACGAAAUGAAAAUGAGCCUCCAAGUUUUAAACCCAAGUGGGGAAUUCGAUGUAAUCAAAGUGGCUGGACUGGGCCAGUCGACAUGCGUUGAUAACCUAAAUGACAUCGUUUAUUUAGCUACCGAUAACGGUGUCUACAAAUACAAAGAUGAUGGCUCUAUAGAACUGUUCACAGCUUUGGGCGAAGAUGUUAUGUAUAUUGCAGUGACUAGCGAUGGAAGUGCGAUGUACAUAGCUACCUGGCCCCAAAAUAGAGUCCAUAAAAUAACAAAUGAUGGACAAAAACAAGAAGCGUUUACAGCUAUACCAAAUGGACAUGGGCUGACCGUUGAUCCAAGGAACAACAUGUAUUUUGUCGCCACAAAAACCUCAUAUAUCCUUAAGAAUGGGUAUACUGUCCCUAUUAAAAUUAAAGGUUUGCCAAGUGACAAAAUGACUGGGCUAUUUGUCAGCAGAUCUGAUGAAGUAUUUGCCAUGGAUGAGAACAGUAAUUUGUACUCGGUUGAUCCAGAAAACUCGAGUGCUAAGCAUUUAGGGACUUUCAGUGUUUCUGGAGUAAAUUCUUUUGCAAUGGACUCAGCUGACAAUGUGUUGAUUGGUGUUAAAGGCGCCAUUUUGAAAUUCAACGCGUAUGAGCAGUCGCCUUGCCCUGAUAGCAGCAAGAAAGGCAAGCGCCACAGCCGCAAGAGGAAAAAUAAGAAACGUACCACAACUACCCCCGAGCCGGCUGAAGAAGACGAAGAAGAAUAAAUUAUUAUCAAUUUAUUGUAUAUAUCCCCAUUUUACCACGUUCUAGUGUAUUUCUUAAUGUAUAC